Molecule: messenger RNA, 541 nt
Organism: Diabrotica balteata
Lineage: Eukaryota; Metazoa; Arthropoda; Insecta; Coleoptera; Chrysomelidae
Source: the annotation of a GenBank genome assembly
GGGGAAGGAAGUAUUUCGGUAUUUCUGACAACGUUUUGACUUCUGACAUUUGCGAUUUUGAAAGUGUGCCAUUGUCAAUAGAGAUUUUUCUAACUUGAAUCAAACUAAUAAGCGUGCCAACUUGAUAUUUUUAAAAUGCAACCUAUAGCCUAUUUAGUAAAAGAAGCUCUUCCGAAUUAUUUAUCUAAUUUACCAAUACCCGAUACGAUUGGAGGAUGGUUCGGAUUAGGAUUAAAGGAUAUAGUAGCUCUUGUUCCUCCAGCAGCUGUAGUAGCAGGUAUUACUUAUAUGUCAUAUAAAGCAUUUUGUCCAAAAGGUCGUUGUGGAUCAAAAUCUGGUUGCAGUGCAGUUAAUCCUGGAAUACUCAAACAGAGUGACAAAGUUGUUGACUCUGUUGAUAUAGAAGAUAUUGCUGAUAAGGCAGUAUUCUGUAGAUGUUGGAGAAGUAAAAAACUGGCCCUAUUGUGAUGGUAGUCACAACAGUCACAACAAAGAACAAGGCGACAACGUUGGUCCACUAAUUGUCAGCAAGAAGAAGUAA